AUGAAUUGCAUAUUACUAUUUUACGGUAAUCCUUGUAGUGGAAAAGAUACCUUCAUAAAUUUUUUAUUAAAAAAAAAAAAAAAAAUUCUUUUAUUUCUCUAUUUUUUUGUGAAUUUAACAAAGGACAACUCUCAUAAAUAUAUAAAAGAGAAAAUAUUCUUCGUAAAAUUAAUUAAAUAUUUUUAUAAGAUAAAUAAUUUUAGAUAUAAAUUAGUUUAUAAAGAAAAAAAUGAAUUGAGAAUUUCUUUUAACUUUUUAAUAUAUUUGAUAAGGCAUUUUAGUAUUAUUAUAAAAAAUAAGUAUUUUUAUUCUUAUAAAUAUAUGAAAUUAAUUCACCUAAAAAAAAAAAAAAACUUUAAGAAUAAUAAUAAAUAUGAAAAGUACACAAUUAAAAAGUGGAGAAUUAAAAAACGCCAAAAAUUAUUUAAUUAUUUUAAGAAUUCUAAAAUAUUUUUUGUUUUUUAUAAAGAAAUAGUAAAAUGGAAAAUAUAUUUUAAAAAAUUUUUAGAAAAAAAUAAGUUUUGUAUUUAUAACAUAUCAACUGAUUUUAUUGAAAAACAAUUUUACCAUAAUUUAGAAAAAGACACUUUUAAAUUUAACAUAACUAAUAGGAAAUACAUAUAUACAUUAAAUAAAAAAUAUAUAAUUUUCUCAAAAAAAAUAAAUAAUUCUUAUUAUUUGUUUAUUAAAAAAACAAAUAUUAAGAAUGAACAGUUUGUUAUAAAUAAAAAAAAAAAAAAAAAAAAAGUAACAUUAAUUAAUCAAUCAAAAAACUGGAAAACAGCAAGAACAAUUGCUUAUGAAUAUUGUAUGAAUUUAAUGAAAAUAAAUAAUAAAAAUUAUAUAAAAGAUAAUAAAAAAAAAAAAAAUAAUUAUUGUAAUGAAAAACUUGAAAGUAAAAUAAUUAUCUUAAAUGAUACCUUUCAUUUUCCAUCGAUGAGAAAACAGUAUUAUAUAUUAUCGAAAAAAUAUUAUUACAAUUAUAUACAAAUUUUUAUGAAUACUCCUCUUAAAACAUGUUUAAGUAGAAAUAAGAAUAGGAAAAAAUUUAAAUAUAUAUCUGAUAAGACAAUUAUAAAAAAUCAUAAAUAUCAUAGAAAAUAUGCAAUUAGACUAAAAGAAUACAAAUGUAAAAAUUUGUUAAAAACGAUUAAUGUUAUUAAAGGAAAUUACAAAUGGCAAAUGAAAAUUUUAUCCUUAGAAGUUAAUUCUUUUAAAAAGAAAAAAUUUUUAGAAGUUCUAUUUUUUAUAUAUAAAUAUUCUAAUUAUUUCAAGGAUACAAAAGAAAAAAAAUUGAUAUCUAUAAAAGAACAACAUAAGCCAAAAAUAGAAUUAAACUAUCUAGAUAUUGUUAAUUUGACUAUUAAUAAAAUUAUUCAUGAAAAGUUGAAAGAGCUUCCUAAUGACCAAAAAAAUGAAUAUGCAAAAAAAUUUCGUUUAAUUAAAUUACAAUUAUUAAAAGAAUGCAAAACUGGAAAAACAUAUAACAUAAAAAAUAUAGAGAACAAAUUUAUAAUUAAUUAA
This is a messenger RNA of Plasmodium gallinaceum, 1524 nucleotides long. It is a transcript of the gene PSTK, whose product is annotated as L-seryl-tRNA(Sec) kinase, putative. The record is from RefSeq and is a predicted model, not a curated record. Bases 1 to 1524 code for a protein of 507 amino acids. Gene Ontology annotation, molecular function: kinase activity; tRNA binding. Lineage: Eukaryota; Apicomplexa; Aconoidasida; Haemosporida; Plasmodiidae. The transcript has 6 exons.